Molecule: messenger RNA, 2073 nt
Organism: Sungouiella intermedia
Lineage: Eukaryota; Fungi; Ascomycota; Pichiomycetes; Serinales; Metschnikowiaceae
Source: the annotation of a GenBank genome assembly
AUGAGCCGAAAAAGGUUCAUAGAAACGGUUAUCUCUACGGCAACUUCUAAUUCUGCCUUCCGGCAUCUGCCUCCGCCGCUACCGUUAUGUUUACCGUACGUCACCAAUUCACAACGAAAGGAAGCCAAAGUGCUCUGUCGAAGAGCUAAAUGGGCACCCAAGCAACCCGACAAUUCACCAUUGGUUCGCUAUUCUCCUAAGGAAGUCGAGGAGUUGAUGUUCUUGAACGCAUGUGCUAGAGACUACAAUCUGGUGUGGAAUAUCGCCCAACUCAUCAAACUGGAUCCAAUAUCUCUGCGAUACCAGACUCCCUCCGUCUAUUUGUUACUCUUGCUGCUGAUAACUGCUAAAGGUGAUACCUCCCAGGCAAUGCUAGCACUCAAUUUGUAUGCGGAGCUAUAUAGUGGGUCAAGAAAGCUUACUGAAGAAGAAUCCAACUUGGCUGCUCAACUUGUCUUCUCCAUCCUCAGGAAGUGUUCUGACUUUACCUUGCUACUCCCGCUAAAAUCCAUAUAUGAGAGUAUCAUGGUAAAUCAUCUAGAUUGUGAAAUACAGUACAUUGGUGUGACAAUGGACAUCCUCAUGAAUUCUCGUCAAUACAACAAGACCUUGGAUCUAUUUGAAAAUUACAUGACGGGGUUGAACAAGACAGAAAUCAAGGCAGCUCUCACGAUACUACCAGUCUUGAAGCUUUUCAAAUAUAUGUGCACCGUGCAAGAUUGUGAUCGUUUAGCAAAAUGGCUCAAAGUUCUUGUAUCUAGCGGAGACACCCUCCUUACAGCGGCGGACUGGUCGACAUUUCUUGGUCUCGCACUUUCACUCAACAACUAUGACCUUGUCAAACUCAUUUACGACCACUGGAUCAUGGCUGGGUUGGAUAGCCAACUCUCAGUAGAGGAUGUUGUGCUCGACAAUAAAAUCUGGACACUCCAAUCGCAGAAUUCCAUCUUCCAGUCACUUAGCGAUAGUUCCGUUUACCAAAUUUUGCAUACUCUCGCAUCCCAUGGCGAUGUCGAGCUGACCCUAAACCUCAUAGAAUGGCACUAUAUACACAAGACCUUGAAGGGAGACAGAGCACUUACAAAGGAGCUAUGCGUGGACAUAAUUCAAUCAUAUUGUUUUUUCAAUGAUCCAGAUAGUCAGAACAAUGAUCACUCCAUGGAAAGAGUCUUGGAUGUCCUAGACAGUUUCGCAUCCAGAUCCAAGGCGAACUUCGAGCUCUCUUAUAAGGACGUAUCAGAUGCGGUUUCCCACAAGAUACACAAUUACAAAGUUGCAGACGAAAACGUGAUCAAAGCACAGCAGAAGGAGAUGGGAACAAUUGAGUUCAUAGAAAGUUCCAAUCAAGAAAGCGUCAGCUCCCUGGCGGACCUACCGAGGAAAAUAUCGAACAGGAACAUUAAUGACUCUGGGCAUGGAAAUCCACUCCUCAACACAGAAAACCUCCAAGUGUUUAUUGAGACACAUAUCGACUAUUUAUUGAAGAAAUCUGUCAAUCCAGCCACGAUCCAGCUCUUUGUUAAUUGCAUCAUAAACCAUCUCAACAAGUUCCAGAAUUGUUCUGGCAUAAUUGUGGCUCUCAAUACAUUAAAAUCCAAGAACUUCAAUUUCAUCAACGAAUGGCUCAACAGCGACCUGUUUGAAAUUUUUGUGAGGUCUAUUGCCAAUUCGCCUGCGGCGAGACUCACGGGACAAGAACUCUACCAAUACUUGAAACAAAGGGGAGCAAUCUCUCAGCAGCAGCAUCUCAACUUUAUCUUCUCCAGUCUCCGAGACCUGAACUAUCACCCGCUAUUCGAAUACUAUGUCUUUGAGUACUUGAUGUUGUCGCCUGCCAAAAUCAGUUCCCAACUUAUACAACGUAUCUCGAGCUUCUCCCAUCUUGAUCACAGAGGCAGGAUUGUGUUGGAGUUUUUGGAGUCGGAGAUGGUUCCCGGAGAAGACGAAAUAAACGAAUACUGGCAAUCUAAUGGACUCAACAAGAAUCCUGAUGUUACUGUCUAUGUCGAAGAAUCCAUCUACGGGAAAAUUGAUGCUCGUGACUGCAAGUAUCUCAAGCACGUACUAACCUAA